Molecule: messenger RNA, 1977 nt
Organism: Nilaparvata lugens (brown planthopper)
Lineage: Eukaryota; Metazoa; Arthropoda; Insecta; Hemiptera; Delphacidae
Product: probable nuclear transport factor 2
Exons: 4
Coding region: 378-770 (130 amino acids)
Biological process (GO): protein import into nucleus
Cellular component (GO): nuclear pore central transport channel
Source: RefSeq, a predicted model, not a curated record
GGAGGACUCGUCAUCCCUCUUUUGUUGUGACAAGGUACGAAGCUCUUUAUAUUGAUCUUGAAAAUUAAUUUAUAACAAUGAAAUAUUUCGUUUUCAGUUUACAUCUAUUUUUGAAUUUUAUGAGUAAAAAAACUAUUAUUCAUAAUAACUAGAUCAGUCAAUUUAUAUAAUAUUACGUGGAAACAAUAUUAUGCUUUGUGCAGUCGCAUCUUGCAUCACUGUUAUAACCUCCAAUUUCUAUCCUUUUUACGUUAUUUCAAGUCUUCUCAGAGAAUUUGGCUGAAUCGCCAUGCGUUUCUGAAAAUCCUUCAAAAGAAAGUUAUUUGAGUAAAUUUUGGUAAUUAACUCAAUUACAGUUGUUAGGUAAUUUUCCAAAAAUGGCACUAAAUCCGGCAUACGAAGCUAUUGGAAAGGGUUUCGUGCAACAAUACUAUGCUAUGUUCGACGACCCUGCCCAAAGGCCAACAUUGAUAAAUUUAUACAAUGCAGAAACGUCGUUUAUGACAUUUGAAGGGAUGCAGCUACAAGGGGCUGUGAAAAUCAUGGAAAAAUUAAAUAGUUUAUCUUUUCAAAAAAUCGAUCGAGUAAUAACUGCAGUAGAUUCACAACCAAUGUUUGACGGUGGCAUCUUAAUUAAUGUCCUGGGACGUUUAAAAGCGGACGACGACCCUCCGCAUGCUUACUCGCAGAUCUUCGUGCUGAAGCCGUUGGGCAAUUCUUUCUACUGUCAGCACGACAUCUUCCGUCUGGGUAUCCACGACACGGCCUGAAACGACAUCGCUACGACUUUUCAAAGACAAAAAUGAUUUCAGUGUUGUGAGCGCACGCGUGCGGGAGUAAAAGACUCAUUUAUCUAAUAUAUAGUAGCCUAUUUUUAUUAAUUAAUUGAUUCAAAUUAAAACUGAAUAGCUGUUGAAAUUUUUGUUGGUUUGCUACUUUGUCGUCAUGUUCAGGUUUCCAAUUACAUCGAAAAAUAUUUCAUACGGUUUGCUUUCAAAUUAAAAUGCUACGGCCCGGUUUUAAGAACAUUUGGACCAUUUAACACAAUCUAAUGAACCAUUAAACCUAUCGAUUCAAGGUCCAUUAAAUUUAGUUAGUGUCCUUCAAAUCGGGCCUAAAUCAAGAUGUUUCUUUAUUGUUAUAUUCAGGAAUCUGUAGUUUUGAAUUACACAAAAAUCAUUCUGCCAUAUCAUAUACGUUGAUUAUUAGAAGAUAAUGAUCUUGUAAUUGAUUAAUCAUGUUGAUUAAUUUGAUCGGCUUUGUUCAGAUUCAAGCUUAAACUUUCAAGAUUCAUAAUAAUGCAGUGAUAAUACUUCAAAAAUUGGAUUGCUGUUGUCAAUAUGAUUGUAUAAACUGUAUUUGCAUUGAAUACUCAACUAAGGUAUAUUUUCAAGUGAUUCCCAUAAUUUUAUGAUUAAAUUAUUGUGAUAGUUUUGUUAUCGUUCAGUGCUUUUGAAGCGUAUUUAUUUUCUGUAUUUUUACUAAUUUUGCUCAUACUCAGAAUAUAACUGAGCACUCUAAUUAUUCCAAAGAAUCUGCACCAAUAACACAUCACAUAGUUAUAUUGAUAACUUCUGCGAAUAUUAAAGUCACAAAACAAAAACGAACCCACUUGGUUCGAAAAAUUAAUGAAUCAACAAUGUUUUGAAACAUGAACUUCUAUUAAUUACGAUUUCUUCUACUAAUUUUCCAUUCACUAUAUAAUUAAAUUUAUAAAUUCAGUUACUUGAAUUUAUCCAGAUAACUUGUUUUUUAAGCACAUAAUUACUUUGAUGUUUGCAUCAAGAAAAUUUCACUAUUUUUCAAUUUCUAUUUUUGUAUACUAUGUCAUCUUAAUCUCUUUGGAUUGUUACACCUUAUGAAUAUCGGGCGAUUAUAAUUUGAUUAACGUUCAAAUGGAUGAAAACUAAUCUUUCUGUACAAUGAUUGUCUGUAAUUUGCAUUUUCAAUAAAUUUGUUUCAGUUAUUGUACUACCA